AUGGCGCAGAUGGAAACAACUCGUGAUGGGACAAUUGAGGAUGGCAAGAUCAAGCUCUCUACAGCCUUGUGGGACACAGAGCUGGAGAUGCCACCCCGCCAGGAUGCUUCCGAGGCUGAUCAAAGAGACGUCAACACCCCGGACAAAUGGAUCCACAGGCAUCCAGCCAUGUUGCGCAACACUGGUGCUCAUCCCUUUAACUCUGAGCCGCCGCUGAAGCAUUUGCAGGAGGCAGGAUGGAUCACGCCUCCCUCUUUGUAUGUGGUGCGGAAUCAUGGAGCUGUUCCCCAGCUCUCCUGGUCCGAGCACCGCCUCAAGAUCACAGGAGUUCCCAAGCCUGUUGAUCUCAACAUGGACCAGCUGUCAUCUGGAGAAUGGGGUACCAUCGUCUCCAUCCCGGUGACCUUCAUUUGUGCUGGCAACCGUCGCAAAGAGCAGAACCUUACAAAAAAGACAGUGGGCUUCGACUGGGGUGCGGGUGCGGUGGGCAAUUCUGUUUGGACAGGUGUUCGACUUUGUGACCUGCUUGCUGCAGUAGGCAUUACUUGCGCCUCGAAGGAACAUCGCUAUGUCCACUUUGAAGGUCCCUUGGGGGAGCUUCCUCAAGGGAAGACUGGCUCUUAUGGCACCUCCAUUGACAUCGGCUGGGCACUGGACAGGGAGAGAGAUGUAUUGCUGGCAUUCAAGCAGAACGGGGAGCUGCUGACGCCUGACCAUGGCUUUCCUUUGCGGACCCUUCUGCCUGGGUGCAUUGGUGGGCGCAUGAUCAAAUGGCUGACCAGCAUGUGGGUUUCGGAUCAGCCCUCAGAGAAUCACUACCACUACUUCGACAAUCGUGUUUUGCCGCCGCACGUGGAUGCUGACCUUGCCUAUGCAGAAGGCUGGUGGUACAAGCCCGAGUACAUCAUCAAUCACAUAAACAUCAACUCGGCCAUGUUCGAGCCGCGCCACAAUUCUUUUGUGAAGCUCGAUGCACCGCCAAAGACUGUGAAGGUCAGCGGCUAUGCCUAUACCGGCGGAGGGCAGAAGAUCAUCCGCGCAGAGAUGUCCUUGGACUCAGGCAAGUCGUGGGAGAUCACGGAGCUGACACGGCCAGAGGAUGAGAUUGCCGCCGCCCGUGGUACAGACAAGUACUGGUGCUGGGCAUGGUGGGAGACAGAGGUGGACAUUGACAGCUUGGCUUCAAGCGAGGAGAUUUGUUGCCGUGCCUUUGACUCCAACCAAAACACCCAGCCGGUGCAGCUCACAUGGACGGUGAUGGGCAUGCUGAACAACCCUAUCUACCGAAUCAAGAUUCACCGCGAGCGAGGCAUGCUUUGGUUUGAACACCCGACACAGGGCUCGAUGCCCGGUGGCUGGAUGACAGAAGAUGCCGGCAAGUUCAACGAUUCCUUCGCUGUGCCGGCCACACCCGGGAAGACGGGCGUGCCACCCCUGCGACCUGUAGCAGCAGUUUGGAGAGGAGCGUCGGCUGGCACGCAAGCUGCCAAGCUCACCCAGGCUGGCAAGCUUGUGACGUCCACGGAGAAAUGGCUGACCGAGGGAAUCACCAUGGAGGAGGUGAAGAAACACGACAGCGACAAGUCUUGCUGGUUCGUCGUCAAGGGCCAGGUGUAUGAUGGCACCCCUUACCUGGAGGAGCAUCCUGGGGGUGCCUCCUCCAUGCUGCUGGCCGCUGGCAUUGAUGCCUCGGAGGAUUUCGAGGCAGUGCACUCCUCGCGAGCCUGGGACAUGCUCAAAGACUAUUCCAUUGGACCUCUGAGGUCCACCGGCAAUGGCUCUCGUGGCUCUUUCUUGGCUUUCUUGCCAGGCCUUUUCCCUUGGAUGUCCCGCAGCGUGCUGGGCCUCUUCUCCGGAUUUCUCUCUGGGUUUCUGCGACUCCUUGCGGCACCUGUGCGGGCUCUGGCAGGGCCAGCUCCGUUUCUGGAUCCUCGCAAGACUCAACAGCUGUGCCUCUCAGAGAAGAUUGUGGUCAACCAUGACACUCGCAUCUUCCGCUUUGCGCUGCCUUCUGCAUCCAUGCGGCUGGGCCUGCCCACAGGCUUGCAUAUGACGCUCAAGGCGAAGGUUGACGGCAAGCCAGCGAUGCGGGCCUACACGCCCAUGACAGAUGACAGCACGCUGGGCCACGUGGACCUCCUGGUGAAGGUGUACUUCAAGGGCGUGCAUCCCAACUUCCCGGAAGGCGGCAAGAUGUCCCAACACUUGGACUCCAUGAAGAUUGGAGACAGCAUCGAGGUGAAGGGCCCCAUCGGCGAAUUUGUGUACAAAGGCAAAGGCCACUACACUUUGCGCGGAAAGCCGCGCUUCUGCACGGAGAUUUCCAUGAUGGCGGGCGGCACUGGGCUCACGCCGUGUUAUCAGGUGCUCUCGGCGAUCCUGCGAGACCCAAAGGACACAACCAAGGUGCGACUCUUGUACGCCAACCGCACACCUGAUGACAUCCUGGCACGCGAGACUCUGGAAGAACUCGCAGCGAAGCAUCCGGACCGCUUCGGGCUGACUUUUACCGUGGACAAGGUGAGCGACCCCGCUGACGUGAAUGUCAGCCCUUCUGCAGAGAAGGGGAGGCAGUGGAAGGGCUUCGUAGGCUUCGUUCAUGAAGAGAUGACGAGGGCCUCGCUCUUCGCUGCUGCCGAGAAUGGCAUUUGUGUCAUGUGCGGGCCGCCGGUGAUGCUUGACAAGGCGUGCCGCCCUGCGCUGAAGGCUAUGGGCUUCAGCGACGAGAGCAUCUUUUGCUUCUAG
Messenger RNA from Effrenium voratum, 2745 nucleotides. The record is from the annotation of a GenBank genome assembly. Lineage: Eukaryota; Dinophyceae; Suessiales; Symbiodiniaceae.